CGCCGCCGCCGCCGCCCGCGCCACGUCCAGGGAGCGGCCGAAGGCCGGGGCUGGGGUCGGGGCCGGGCCAGGGGCGGCGGAGCUUCUGGCGCUGAGAUUCCGGGGCGUUUUGCAUGAAGAUGGCGGCUCCCGUGGCCAGCAAGGCAGGCUCGGGCUCGGGCUCGGGCUCCGGCUCGGGCUCGGGCGGCCACAAGCCCGCCUUCCCGGAGCUGGAUUUCCGCUCGGGGGCCCGCAUCGAGGAGCUCAACAAACUCAUCCAGGAAUUCACCCGGCACGACCAGCGGGAGUACGACGACCAGAGGGCCCUGGAGAUCCACACGGCCAAGGACUUCAUCUUCUCCAUGCUAGGAAUGGUGCAGAAGCUGGACCAGAAGCUUCCCGUGGCCAACGAGUACCUGCUGCUGUCCGGCGGCGUGCGGGAAGGCGUGGUGGAUCUGGACCUGGACGAGCUGAACGUCUACGCCCGGGGCACGGACUACGACAUGGACUUCACGCUGCUGGUGCCGGCCCUCAAGCUGCACGACCGCAACCAGCCGGUGACGCUGGACAUGCGGCACUCGGCUCUCUGCCACUCGUGGCUCAGCCUGCGGCUCUUCGACGAGGGCACCAUCAGCAAGUGGAAGGACUGCUGCACCAUCGUGGACCACAUCAACGGGGCCACCAACUACUUCUUCUCGCCCACCAAGGUGGCCGACUGGUUCUAUGACUCCAUCAGCAUCGUGCUCUCGGAGAUCCAGAAGAAGCCCCAGCGGGGGAUGCCCAAGGUGGAGAAGGUGGAGAAGAACGGCACCAUCCUGUCCAUCAUCCUGGGCGUGGGCAGCAGCCGCAUGCUCUACGACAUCGUCCCGGUGGUCUCCUUCAAAGGCUGGCCCGCCGUGGCCCAGAGCUGGCUCAUGGAGAACCACUUCUGGGACGGCAAGAUCACCGAGGAGGAGGUCAUCAGCGGCUUCUACCUGGUGCCCGCCUGCUCCCACAAGGGCAAGAAGGACAACGAGUGGAGGCUGUCCUUCGCCCGCAGCGAGGUGCAGCUCAAGAAGUGCAUCUCCAGCAGCCUGAUGCAGGCCUACCAGGCCUGCAAAGCCAUCAUCAUCAAGCUGCUGUCGCGCCCCAAAGCCAUCAGCCCCUACCACCUGCGCAGCAUGAUGCUCUGGGCCUGCGACCGGCUCCCCGCCAGCUACCUGGCGCAGGAGGACUACGCGGCGCACUUCCUGCUGGGGCUCAUCGACGACCUGCAGCACUGCCUGGUGAACAAGAUGUGCCCCAACUACUUCAUCCCCCAGUGCAACAUGCUGGAGCACCUGUGCGAGGAGACCGUCAUGCUGCACGCGCGGAAGCUCUCCUCCGUGCGCUCCGACCCCGCCGAGCACCUGCGCACGGCCAUCGAGCACGUCAAGGCGGCCAACCGGCUGACCCUGGAGCUGCAGCGGCGCGGCAGCGCGGCCGGCAUCCCCUCCCCGCAGUCCGACGGCGGGGACCCCGGCCAGCCCGACGACCGCCUGGCCAAGAAGCUGCAGCAGCUGGUGACCGAGAACCCCGGCAAGUCCAUCUCCGUCUUCAUCAACCCCGACGACGUCACCAGGCCCCACUUCAGGAUCGACGACAAGUUCUUCUGAGCCUUCGCGGAGCCUUUUCUGGUUCCGACCCUGAGAUUGCCGCGGAGUGGGGGUGGGGCGGGGCGCGCGGAUUGUUUUUCCGUGUCCG
Messenger RNA from Antechinus flavipes (yellow-footed antechinus), 1701 nucleotides. RefSeq names its product Mab-21 domain containing 2 (gene MB21D2). Bases 114 to 1613 code for a protein of 499 amino acids. NCBI's taxonomy places the organism in Eukaryota, Metazoa, Chordata, Mammalia, Dasyuromorphia, Dasyuridae. The record is from RefSeq and is a predicted model, not a curated record. The transcript has 2 exons.